UAUCGAGUCAAUUUCCAGUCGGGCAUCGGGUCACGAUCUGACCAACUAAUUACCUACCUUACCAACACCAACACCAAACAAACGACGAAACAAGCUGAGCUAGACGCAAGAUCGUGGUCGUUGACGUUGACGUUGUCGUACCACUCACUACCAUACCACACAGCAACCACACCUCCUCUUUGGUUCAAUCCGUCAAGUUGUGUCAGCUCAGCCAACCACACAAUAGUACCGUACCUGUUCUGUCCACCGAUCUCAACCUCGAUUAGGUGGUUGCCAUCUCCAUUCCUCAUUCAGCUUCCAUCUAUCCAUCCUGUCAGUCACACAGUAACACACACAAGACACAAGAGACUAUCCCGUCGCCAUCACCUCUACACUACCUACCUAGACCUACUACCUCUAGACUGUACCUCUUCUCUCCACAGCAUCGUCGACCGAUCCUACCUAGAGGUAGUCCAGGUACCGGAUAUACCCAGGUAGCUACCUAGCUAGGUAUUGCCUAUUUGAAGCUAUCGCCCAUCUAACUACCAGAGGAGGCCGUACCUCGGGACACUACCUCCCGUCUACCUACCCACACAGGCUAUACCACCUGCCGCGAACCGACGGUUUUGUCGUUCCUGUCGCAGCAGUUACCCCGACCUUUUUUGUUAUCUCAACUGUGCCGCAACCCAAUAGCUCGAGUCCCAAUCAGACGAGUCCGGGCCCAACAACCACAACACCCUCUUUUUUCAGUUCAGGGUUGUUGGUCGUCGAAGACAUACGCUCGUUUGUCUCUAUCCCCAUCUUCGACGACAACAUCCUCCACAUGUCACGACAGUCUAGGUAGACUCUAGGUAUCCCACCAGCAGCCCGGCCCAUACCUUGCAUUCGCUUUCCUGUCUUUCGUUGUUGUUGUUGUUGUUGUUAUCUGUCUCUGCGCCACACGUCAGGCUGCUCUCGUCCCGUUCCAGCAGGUACUAUCCAGCAAAAAACAUCAGACGACUCGCGCAAAAACGAUCGGCCUCAGCCUUCCCCGCCCCGCGAACCUCGAUCAACCGAUAGUCCGUGGCCGGCCACCCUUGCCGGCCAUCACAUACAUAUCUCUACCGCCAUAUACCGCCAGACCCAUCCGUGGCAAUCGCUUGAUCGCCUUACUUUUUGUUCCCGACGACAUCGCUCAACACCCGCACCUAGGUGUUGCCUCCGGCCAUGUACCAAAAUGGCCAGAGGGACCCUCCGCGGCCCUUUGCGGUCCCGCCGCCGCCGCCGCCCAUGUCACCCCCGCAAGUCGGUUCUGGAGUUGCAGGCAUCAACAGCGUCAUGAACAUUCCUCCUCCACCCCCUCGCUACCCGGGCGCACCAGGAACUGUGGGCGGAUCCUUAUUGCCGCCUCCUCCCGGCCCGCCUCCUGGGAACCCGGGUUUCCCUCCGAGCGCAAUAGCCCCGCCGAGCGCCUUGGGCGCUGCACCCUGGCAUGGCGCCUGGGGACGCCCAUACAACGGACAAACCGCCUUCAAUCUUCCUCCUCCUCCGCCUGGUGGAAAUGGCGGGCUACAGGCCUACAAUCCCUUGUUACAUGCGCAGGCGGCUGCAGCGGCGGCAGCGGCGGCUGCGUCUGCUUCCAAUACCCCAGGUCCCCCCGCUACCUCGAUCACGAUACCUCCCCCGCCACCGCCAAGCGAGCAAAUGAGCGCGACCUAUAUUCCAUCGGCCGGCGACACGUAUGGUGAAGGUGUGGGCAUUCCUGGCUUGGGACUACCUGAGGAGUUGGGUGGCCCAGGGAACUGGACCGGGGCCGAACAGCAGCGCUUGGGAGGAACAUCUAUGGAGGAUGCGCAUAGGUUGCACGCUGCUCCCACGGCGGACCGGGGCUUAUCGACCACCAGCAACACCCCCAACAGCUCGUCGGCUAUUCCGCCCGAGUUGGCAGCGCAGUGGCCGCUUGAUAGGGUCCUGAUGUGGCUUCAGGCAAACAGCUUUUCCCAGGACUGGGUGAAUACGUUCAAGGUCUUGAACCUUCAUGGUGCGCAAUUUCUGGAGCUCGGCAGUGGUCAUGGUGGUCGCGGAAACUUUGGUAUGAUGCAUCAGCAAGUAUAUCCGCAGCUGGCGCAUGAGUGCCAGAUGAGCAAGACGGGCUGGGACCAGACGAAAGAGCGGGAGGAGGGCAAGCGGAUGCGACGAAUGAUCAGGGGGAUCGUGACGGGUCGAUCUGUAGAUCCAUCCAAAGUUGCCGCAAGUGGAGGCGCGCAAGGAGGAGCAGGAGGAGCAGGAGGAGGAGGCCAUGCCCGCAGAGAGUCCGUCAGUGCAAGCGUCCCGCCUAGUGCAGGUCCCGAUUCUGCAGAUUCUCCAAACGUGGAGUUCAGCAAAUCUCAUCUCUUUGUGCAGGAAGAGCAAGUCCAGUCCGGACCCAAGGCCCCGGGCCCGGGCUUCGCAGGCAGGAGAUUCUCCCAAUCGCGCGCAACGACGAUGCCGCUGCUGACAAGUACCAUGUCAUCAGGUGAGCCAAAUCACCGUAGCAUGAUGAGGAAUCUGGAUAUAGACAGCGCCCGUCGUCACAGCCCGAGCACCAGUAACGUGAGCGAAUCGGGCGACCUAAACGCAGGUACCUUCCGUACGGUCGGGAGAGAAAGGCAGGAUAGUCCGAUCGGUGGCAGUCCUAACCCUUCUUCUGCCCUCUUCCCUUCUAACGCUGGCAACACGAUCUUGUCAUCGUCACCACAUCGCAGCGGCAGCAGGUUUGGUCAUCGUUCGCGCAACAGCAGUGAUUCAGUAUCCUCAAACGCAGCACAGUACGGGUCUGGUAUUCCUGCCGAUGCCGCAGCCAUGUUCAAGAACGGAAGCCUCGCCGAUAUGAUUAAGAAUAGCUUUAACUCAAACAACCCUGAUCGUCGAAACGGUCAAGAUGGUGGUCGGCCCUUGGGUGUCGUUGAAACAGGAGACAGGAGUGCCGGGACUGACCCUCCGAACAGCGCCAAGGGCCCAAAAUCGUUCUUGUCCUUCUUGUCGCGAAACAAGAGAAAGGAAGAUGGAACAUCACCCGACGAGCUGGAUUCCCCCACCAGUCCAGCUACCGGCUUCAAGGCUCACUCGCUUGGCAGUCGUGCCGGUCAUGUCAGCGAAACCUCGCUCGAUCAGCGCCCCGGUUCAAGUAUCUCGACUCACGAGCACAGUGUCGGGUUCCAGAGCGGCCAUAGUAGGAAGAAGAGCGUGGUAUCUACUCGGGUUUAUCUCCUCGCCACUCUGGAUCACUGGAAUUAUCGCAUGUUGGAUGUUACUGAUAUCGACUCCGCUCAUGACCUGAGACAGCUAGUGUGCAUCAACCUGGGCCUACCUGACAGUGAAGGCGCGGCAAUCUACGUGACUGAGCUGGGCAAGUUCGACCAUGAGGAGCCCUUGGAUGAUAUGAAACUACUCACGAACAAAAGGCUACGGGCGGACGCAAUCGGUACACUAAAACUUUUUGUAAAACCGGGCGGUUUGACGAGUUCGCCAUACCCAGGUCCCGGAACCCAAAGCGGUCAGCCAUCAUCGUAUGUUCCUCGCGACGCCCCUCCCAUGGACGAGGAAACUUUCAACAGGCUAAACGGACAAAGGCAGCGUUCUAGUUCAUCGCCGCCGACGUCAAGGCAGAAUACGAUAUCCAGCAAGGACCGGGACGAGAAGAUGCCAGUGCCGGAGCCAGUCGAGCACAAGGCAGAGCCCCCGAGAAAGCACGCAAUCAAGGAGACAAGCCCGAUCGGAGAGACGACACCGUUCGGUAUUGUCGGCAGGAAAGUCGACUUUGACCAGCCCCGACUCUCACCCUUCGAGGACAAGAGGCCCGAUCACCUGUUUCCGGGAUUCCGACCUAGCACGGCGCAUGCCACCCAGCACCAUCAUCAUAACGCCAUAGAUCAUGGAUACCACCAGAGACGAGUAUCGACGGAUAUACGCGAGAACAUGACGUCCGAAAGGCAGACGAGGAGGCCAGCCGCCAUAAGAGGAACCGCCGAAGUGCCAUCACCAUCAGGAGGAAUCGGCAGUUUGCUCAUCAAUAUAGGGGGCCACCUGGGUGGCAUCGGUCAUCCUGUCGCUGGUGGUGCUCGCGCAUUAUCACCAAACCGUGUUGCCUCAGCGCCCGUCGGGCAUGGUGGUGAGAUGAGCGAACAGCAAAGAGCACGCGCGCCGUCACCAUCACUUAGUCCCAAUGCUCGUCGGAGACCAAGCGAGUCUCAUAUCAGCCAGCAACAAUAUCAGCAGAAUCACCGACCACCAUCAUCGCAGCAGCAUCAUCCACAUCUCCAGCACCAGGCACAGCCACAGCCACAGCCACAGCCACAGCAGCAGCAACAACAGCAACAGCAACAACAACAACAGCAACAAUACCAGCCGAGACAACAGCAGACACAGCAACCACAGCAGCAACAACAAGCACAGCAACCACAGCAGCAACAACAAGCUCCGGCUCAACACGAGGAGUCCAAGCGCAAGUCCCAUGGUCCAGAUGUGGAUUUCAGCGAUAACGAUGUGCGCUUCACCCCACCUCCUGAGAGUGAAUCCCUCAACGCCAGUUCAAACCAUCAAGACUACGCAGACGAUCAAGAUGAUUCGGACGACUCUGAUGAUGGCCUCUUCGCGGUUCCGAUCUCGAAAAACAAGACAGCGGAGACGUCGAAGACCAAAGAUAAUUCGGGCGGGAGCGAUGAAGGACUCGGCAAGCGCCCAAGCUUGAAGGUGGCGACCGAUCGCUCCAAGAAGAACUUGUCCGUGGCAUUCACUACUCCUCAGGCCAGCCCCAGAAUGGCCUCGUUCACGGACGAAACUGAGCAUGCUAGUGUGCCAGCUUCCUCGGGUCAUGGUCACCGGCAGUCAGCGCCUGUUCCAUCGGGGUCAUCGAAGGAAUGGGAACAGGAUGAGACGGAGUGCAAGAUUGGCAGGCGCAAGUCCUUUAUCGAGAAGGAUGUUUGGGCCAACCGUCCCCCGACCGACGCCCUUAUCAACAACCUUGAGGACUUCUUCCCCAACUUGGAUGUCGACCAGCCGGUGCUUGAGGAAGGCGGUGACACGGAGGUUGAGGUCGAUGCCCCGUCACCGAUUGCCGAGGUGGACGAGAGCCAAUUCCAGACACGGCCGCAGCCGAUGGCGGAAACCAUGGCUCAGAGCAACACGGCGGUUGCCAGCAGUAGCAACAACAACGCUCCUAUGCUCCCGCCGCUAAACAGGGUUUCUUCAGCUUUCAACGAGAGCGAUACCCUGGGGUCUGAUGAGUCUACGCUCAAGGCGCUGGAGUCACGUCCACCGUCGAUGGUCUCUGGCAGUGUGCGCCGCUCUAGAGGCCUUGGCCGCAUGAAGUCUAUUCGUGAGGUGGCCCGUGGUGCGCACGAAGCCCACAAGCGCUAUACGCAAACGUCGAUGCAGACGAACGUGGCCACACCGGCAGUUCCCAACGCGACGACCAACCUCAUGCGGCGAAAGAGCACAAAGAUGUUCAACGCCAACAUUGUGCAGAUCGAACCGAGGCGGGGGUCCAUUCUGUCUACCAUUCCCCAGGAGACCCUUCCCACGCAAGACAACAUCAACACGCUACCGAAGAGACAAACGACGUUCCGCUGGUUCAAGGGUCAGCUGAUUGGCAAGGGCACCUUUGGCCGCGUCUACCUCGGUAUGAACGCGACAACGGGUGAAUUCUUGGCCGUCAAGGAAGUCGAAGUGAACCCCAAAGCCGCGCAAGGCGAUAAGAAGAAGAUGCAAGAGCUGGUGGCCGCGCUCGACCAGGAGAUUGACACGAUGCAGCAUUUGGAUCAUGUCAACAUUGUGCAGUACCUCGGCUGCGAGCGCAAGGAGACCUCCAUCUCCAUCUUCCUCGAGUAUAUUUCGGGUGGCUCCAUCGGCUCGUGCCUGCGCAAGCACGGCAAGUUUGAGGAGCCCGUGGUUGCGUCUUUAACGCGCCAGACGCUUUCCGGUCUGGCGUAUCUGCACCGCGAAGGGAUUCUGCAUCGUGACCUCAAGGCGGACAAUAUCUUGCUGGAUCUGGACGGCACGUGCAAGAUAUCCGAUUUCGGCAUCUCCAAGAAGACGGACAACAUCUAUGGUAAUGACAAGACCAACUCGAUGCAGGGGUCCGUGUUCUGGAUGGCGCCCGAGGUGAUCCGGUCGCAGGGCGAAGGAUACUCGGCCAAGGUGGAUAUUUGGUCGUUGGGCUGUGUGGUGCUGGAGAUGUUUGCGGGCAGAAGGCCGUGGAGCAAGGAUGAGGCGGUUGGGGCGAUUUACAAGAUUGCGAAUGGCGAGGCGCCGCCGAUUCCGGAUGAUAUCCGGGAGGAGAUCACGCCGAUUGCGAUUGCUUUUAUGUUGGAUUGCUUUACUGUCGACCCAACUGAUCGCCCUACCGCCGACGUCCUUCUCUCCCAACACCCCUUUUGCGAGCUGGAUCCUAACUACAGCUUUAUGGAUACGGAGCUGUAUGCCAAGAUCAGGGGUACUUAUUAGUUGAACAACGGAACGCCGUCAUCUCUUGUAUGCUAGCGGGCUUUAGUCUACAGGAGGAUACAUACCGCCGACAACCCCUGUGAUGUGCACAAACGAAAAGAAAAAAAAACCAAACACACUUGAAGAUAUCUGCUUGUGUUUUCACCAUGUUAUCACGGACAGGAGGAGGCCCAGGAGAAGAGAACUACUGCGGGGGGGUCCUAUCACCCUACCCUACCCUACUUAUGAAGAGGAAAACUUGCGCAGGAAGACUUGGGGGAAAUCGAAGCAGUACACUAAAAGUAAAUAAUGAAGUGGACCUCAAAAACUGGCCGGAGAAGAGAGAAAGAAAAAAAAAAUGAAAAUAAUAGGGGUAAUGGGACGGAUACGGUCGGUCGAUCGGGGUGUGGUGUCAGUCAGGGUUUACCAUAGGUAUUUAAAGGGGGGAGUGGGUUGGGGUGGGGGCUGUCCCCAAGGUUCGGAUCGUUCAAUGUCGGAAGGCAAACGAGUGAAAUCUUUUCCCAGCGCGUAUCUCUCUCUCUGUGGUUGGAACUGUGUUGUCUGGCGAGUGUGUGUUUGCGAGUGUCUGUAUGUAUUUCUGUGUGAGAGCAGAGGUGCCCCUGGAGAGGGUAUUUAUUGUAUGUUGAUGAUGUUGAGCUGGUUUUCACUUUAGAGAUUAUUAUAUAUAGUACGGUAUCUCUGGG
Neurospora crassa OR74A is the source of this 7124-nucleotide messenger RNA. RefSeq names its product MAP kinase kinase kinase, variant (gene mik-1). The record is from RefSeq and is a predicted model, not a curated record. The transcript is spliced from 4 exons. Gene Ontology annotation, molecular function: ATP binding; protein kinase activity. Bases 1186 to 6441 code for a protein of 1751 amino acids. Gene Ontology annotation, biological process: protein phosphorylation. NCBI's taxonomy places the organism in Eukaryota, Fungi, Ascomycota, Sordariomycetes, Sordariales, Sordariaceae.